Phanerochaete carnosa HHB-10118-sp is the source of this 3091-nucleotide messenger RNA. RefSeq lists its product as uncharacterized. The record is from RefSeq and is a predicted model, not a curated record. The coding region runs from base 116 to 2842 and encodes 908 amino acids. NCBI's taxonomy places the organism in Eukaryota, Fungi, Basidiomycota, Agaricomycetes, Polyporales, Phanerochaetaceae. Gene Ontology annotation, molecular function: metal ion binding. The transcript is spliced from 11 exons.
GGCCCAAGAGUGGGUGCCGCAGGUGCUCCCGCAUAUGUAUAUGAGCGGCCGCAGAUGACUACGAACCUUAGCAACUCUCCCCUCCCCCGCACCCCGCAAAACUCCCCCGCACGACAUGUCGCCCUCCCCCCUCUCCCUGGGCACCGUCCACACCGCCCUCCAGUACAUCGCGCCCCCUUCACAGCUUGACCAGCCGCUUCCACCGUUCCUGCUCUCGAGGCCAUUACUGCAACGUCACCACUUCCUCUCUAUAUCCACGGACGAUCCGGUGCAGUACCUUUGCUGGCCGUCCGAGACGUCCACGAGAGCAGUCGACCUUUUGGAGAACCUGCCGCGCCCUGUGGACGACGACGCCUUACGGACAUAUUCCGUGCGGUACACCUCUGAUACCGAACAUACCUAUGCCCAUGUCGCGCUGCACGCUCCUGGGGAGGCUGACGCGGUGCGACUCGUCUUCCAAUGGGACGAGCUUGAUGGCUGGAAGUUCCACGAUACCAAGUUGAUGCCAUUCCCCAAGGAAUGCAAGACGGAACUUAGUGAAGUCUCGUCAUUCCAGGCGUCACUCAGCAGCUCUCCCCAAAGCGAUGCUGUGGCCCCCGCGUACAACCCGUAUAGAUUUAGCGACCAAAGCGACGACGAGAGUGACGACGACUACUGGAAUGCUUACGGGGCCAGCGACGCCGAUGGCCCCUCUGCGAUGAAUGCGCUAGCGUCUUCCAAAGAUGCAGACGACGGCGAAGAUGCAUAUUGGGCACGCUAUGCCACCGUUCAGGGAACGGCCGAUUCCACGAUACCAUCUCCACCUAUUCAGAGGCGUAGACCUGAUCCUUACGCCGACCCUUCCCAUGAUACACAUGCUGUGGAGUCUCCAUAUGCGCUCCCCGUGCCCGCUUGUGUAGACAGCGAAGUCUUGCAGAUCCCUCCUUCCCUCAUGCGCCAGGAACGCCCGACGGGCUCCCGCAUGUCAGAUCCAGCGUCGCCCAAGGCACUGGCCCGCCUCUUGGCAGAGAUAUCCCCCCGCCACAGUCUGGCAGUCCUUGACGACUUCGAGGAUAUCGAGGCGCCAGCACUCGAAAGCGACACCUCCGACGCAGCCACCUCGUCCGAUGACGCACUCGGGCUCAUUACCAGCGCUGAGGAAUCCCCAGUCGUGCACGAGGCCCUGGGCGCCACUACUAAGGAGUUCGGUGCAGCCUUGGAGAGAGACGAGGAGGACGAGGCUUUGCGACAAAGUCUCAAGGGGCUGUAUACGCUUUGGAAGCAGAGCAGAAAUGGGAGGGGUGCCUCAUUCGGGCACGGGAGCAGAGCGUCUUUCUUGCGAAUUGUUCAGGACGUUCCGUCCCGGAAGUUCUGCUGUGAGGACCUUGGAUGCGUCCUUGCAGACAUGGAUGACCCGGAAGAUGGUAGCACGACGGGAGAGUAUGAACAAUGGGAACGCCUUUUGAACGAACAGACAGGUCUUUUCAGGAGGACCACCGCCCGUAACAAAGAGCUUGAGGCGAGGGUCGAAGAGCUCGAAAGAGAAGUCGCCGUCUGGAAAAUCGCUCACAAGGCUGUAGAAGAUGAGAAAAACGCCUCGAACAAACAGGUCUCCAGGUUAGAGCGUAGUAUUGGGUCGUUAAAGGAGGAUAGCCCCCUUAUCUUAUGUCUUAUAGAUGGCGACGGAAACAUUUUCUCGCCGCAGCUAAUUCGUGACGGUCUGGCGGGAGGACGGCGUGCGGCGAAGGUACUCACGCAAGGCCUCACCGAGCACAUGGCGAGCCUUGAUCCCGGGCACGGCGGCUCCGCAGGACGCGGCGAGAUUUGGCUCACGAUAUACUGCAACAAGAAAGGACUCACCGAGGCGCUGACGGCGAACGAUCUGUGCACGGCGGAACAAUUUGAUCAGUUUGUUAUGGGCUUUAAUCAGGCGACGCCCUUGUUCUCAUUCGUCGAUGUGGGCGUCGGGAAAGAAGCGGCGGAUUCAAAGAUCAAAGAAUUUCUCCGUGUAUUUACUCGCUUCCCCCAGACCUCGCGUGUAUUCUUCGGAGGAGCACAUGACAAUGGCUAUACCUCCGCACUGAAUUAUCUCGCCAACGAGGGUCUGCACCACAAAUUAACGAUCCUGCGAGGCUAUAGAGAAUUUGCAUUUGAAGUCAAGAGCUUAAACCUCCCAUUCCUUGACAUCCCGGGCCUUUUUAUGACGGAGAGGCUCCAAACUAUCAACUACAAGAGACAGCAAAAUGUUCAUACGGGCAAUAUUCAGCCGGUUCAAGUACAGGAUUUCGACAAAUUCAGAAACAGACCCUCGCCUGCAUUGCAGACUCAAGGUGUGCCUGGGUCGCCGGGCAAGAAGGCUGAGAAUGGUCGGAUGCCAAUCCCAGGACUGCCGUUGCAUAAGCAUCGCCCGCCUCCAUGCAAUUUCUUCUAUUUGAUGCACUGUAAACACGGCAACAAAUGCCGAUACGCUCACGAUUACAUUCUCGAUGAGAAGCACGUCAUGGAGCUACGGGAAAAUGCUAAAAAGUGGCCUUGUCCUGAUCUCAACAGAGAUAAACCCUGUCUUCUGGGGAUAGUUUGUCCUAUGGCUCACCAGUGUCCGAACGGCGCUAAGUGCAUUUAUGCGAAAACUGGGAAGUGCAAGUUCUCAAAGCCCAUGCAUGUUGGUGCUGCUGAUUCAACGCAAGCAUCGACCCCUGUCAGAAGUCCCAGCCCAGCUUCGACGACCAACCCGUACAUCGAGACAUCGUCCACACCGGACGACUCGGCAUACGAUGACGUUUUUAUGCCUUUCUUCGGUGCACCACCUGGGCUAUCCAAGCCGCAGAAACCGCCACAGAAAAGUCGUUCGCAUUCACCAUGACAGGCCGCGGGUACAGUCUGAUUGGACGCGGUCACAUGACAUCCACGUGGCGAGGUUGGAAUUGUUGGGAUUCCAUACUUAAAGUCUUCCUGUAUCGUACACUCUGCAUUCUCCCUACACACACCCAGUGCUCGCUCUAUACACAUUAUGGACGCGUUUGAGGAACAACGUGAGGCCAAUAUCGCCCGCAAUAGGAAGAUGCUCCAAGACAUGGGAAUCGAGGUCAUCAAGAACGAAAUCGUCAUGUCC